Aedes aegypti (yellow fever mosquito) is the source of this 3892-nucleotide messenger RNA. It is a transcript of the gene kz, whose product is annotated as probable ATP-dependent RNA helicase kurz. Gene Ontology annotation, molecular function: ATP binding; RNA binding. NCBI's taxonomy places the organism in Eukaryota, Metazoa, Arthropoda, Insecta, Diptera, Culicidae. Gene Ontology annotation, biological process: maturation of SSU-rRNA from tricistronic rRNA transcript (SSU-rRNA, 5.8S rRNA, LSU-rRNA). The transcript has 6 exons. The record is from RefSeq and is a predicted model, not a curated record. Bases 184 to 3837 code for a protein of 1217 amino acids. Gene Ontology annotation, cellular component: nucleolus; intracellular anatomical structure.
UUUGACGGAUCCGUUGCACGUGCUACUGUUUGUAAACAGAAAAUCGCAUCCAAAAUCUCCAAAAUCGGUCAGAUCGUAUUUUUCUCGUUCGGUUCGCUCGUAGUUUCGUGGAAUUUUAGUUGUAAAAGUGGUCUCUAAUCGUGUUAAGUGCAACAAUUUAGGUAAAACUAUCAUUCUGCAAUCAUGGGCAAGAGACGCUUCAACGAAAAAGGGCGACAACAGUUGGAAACCGUAAUCGACGACACCGCAACCAAACAGAUAAAACUGGAUUUCACCGCACAAGAGGAUGGCUACGGUGGACCGGAUGAAGCCAACAUGUUGGUUCUCCCGUCGCAAAAGCGGCCGACCAAAAUCAAACAGGACAAAACGGCCGUUACGAAAAUCCUGUCCAAGAAGCAGCGCAAACGUCUGGAGAAGAUUGUCGACCAAAAACGGAAGAAGGAGAACCGUUCGACGUUGAUAAGCGCCCUGGCCGAAGUGCAGGUUUCGUCGGAGGAACUGAAAAGUUACACAAAAAUCAGCACGGUUCAAACGAAAGGCUUGAAGCAACUGUUCAAGGAGCAAAAGCACGGAGUUGUCGUGGACCAGCCAGCCGGUGAGAUCGACUCCCCGCAGGAUGGCCACAGGAAGCUGAAAAGUUUGGUCGGGAUGCGGAAGCAACGUUUGGCACUGUUGCGGGCCCAGCAGGGAAGCCAAGAUGAUGACGAAGGGCAACAGGGGGAAGGUAAAAAGGAUUUAAACACCAUCGGUCUAGAGAAAGAGAGUUCGUCUUCCGAGGAAGAGUCCGAUUCCGAUCACAGCGGUGAGGAGUCUGUAGUUGAGGAUGAUAAGCUUUGUGAGGAAGACAUGGGUCUUGAAACGAAGGAAUCAGCGGAAGAAGUUAUUGACGAUUCAGUUUCUCCUCCAAUAGAGAUGCCACCGAAGAGUGAAAAUUUGAUUAAAUCUGAUAAAGUAGAAGAAACUAAGAAUAAAGUUGUGGACAGGAAGCCGGUGACCUAUGUUCACGUGGAACGUGAUCCGAAGAUUCAGGCUGCGCGCCUAAAACUUCCUAUUCUGGCCGAAGAGCAGAUCAUAAUGGAAACGAUAAGCGAGAACUCGAUCGUGAUCCUUGCCGGAGAAACUGGCAGCGGUAAGACGACUCAAGUGCCUCAGUUUUUGUACGAAGCGGGAUAUGCUAAUCCGGAUCGUGGUCUGAUUGCGAUAACGGAACCUCGGCGCGUCGCUGCCAUCUCAAUGUCUAAGCGAGUGGCAACCGAAAUGAACCUGUCGACCGAGGUGGUGUCCUAUCUGAUUCGGUUCGAAGGCAACGUGACGGAUCGCACCCAGAUCAAGUUCGUAACCGAUGGUGUGCUGCUCAAAGAAAUAGAAAACGAUUUCCUGCUCUCGCAAUAUUCGGUGAUCAUCCUAGACGAAGCGCACGAGCGAAGUGUCUACACAGAUAUUCUAGUGGGAUUGCUUUCACGGAUUGUAAUCCUGCGUGCCAAGAAGAAUAAGCCAUUGAAGUUGAUCAUCAUGUCUGCCACGAUGCGGGUGAAGGACUUCACGGAAAAUCGUACCCUUUUCAGCAGGGUUCCUCCGGUGAUCAAUGUGGAGUCGCGGCAGUUUCCCGUGACCGUUCAUUUCAGCAAAACGACGGCCAGUGACUACGUUCGGGAAGCUUAUUUGAAGACGGUCAAAAUCCACACCAAACUGCCGGAGGGCGGAAUGCUCAUUUUUCUCACCGGUCAGAAGGAGGUCAACCACGUGGUGAAAAAAUUGCGCAAGGCGUUCCCAUACAAGGGAAAUAGUUUGCCGGUGGAGAAACCUUCCGGCGAAUCGUCAGUCGUCGCUGGUGAGGAUUCCGAUGAUGACGACAAACAGCUGGAGCUGAUGGUUAACACGAAAAAAGCUGCCAAAAUGGAGAAGAAGAAAAAGAAGGUGAAACAACAGCAAGCUGAAACGGUACGAGUGGAACUGCCGAAGAUAAAUCUGGACAACUACCAGCUUCCAUGGGACGAUGCCGAAGCAGAUCAACGUGAAGAUGACGAAGAUGCUGACCUCAAUGGCAACAGCGACGACGAGCUGACUGAUUUGGAGUCCGAUUUCGAUGAGGACUUGAAUACAUCAGAGCUGAACAAGAACCAACCUUUAUGGGUUUUGCCACUGUAUUCUAUACUGUCCUCGGAGAAGCAGCAGAGGGUUUUCGAAGAACCACCGGAAGGAACGCGACUUUGUGUUGUGGCAACCAACGUUGCCGAAACUUCCCUUACCAUACCCGGGAUCAAGUAUGUCGUAGACUGUGGUAGACAAAAGACCAAAUUGUACGACAAGGUCACUGGAGUGACGGCCUUCGUGGUAACCUACAUAAGCAAGGCAUCGGCCAAUCAGCGUGCCGGUCGAGCCGGCAGAGUGUCCGCCGGCCAUUGCUAUAGACUGUACUCUAGUGCCGUAUUCAACGAUGAGUUUUUGGAAUUUUCUCAACCGGAGAUUCAGAAGAAGCCGGUCGACGACUUGAUGCUACAGAUGAAAUGCAUGGGAAUUGAUAAGGUCGUUAAUUUCCCGUUCCCUUCGCCGCCGGAUCGCACACAGCUGGAAGUGGCAGAAAAACGGCUCAUCAUGAUGGAUGCCUUGCAAGAGAGUAUCGUAAAUAACAAGAACAAGUCUCAAACUCUCAGUCGCAUUACCAAGCUUGGUAAAACGAUUGCCGCGUUCCCAGUUGCUCCUCGAUUUGGCAAGAUGUUGGCCCUCAGUCAUCAGCACGAUUUACUCCCGUACGCAAUAUGCAUGGUGGCUGCUCUGUCCGUGCAGGAAAUAUUCCAGGAGGUGUCCUUAUCGGAAGAUUCGACAGAUCACCAGAAGUGGCGCACGAAAAGGAAAGCCUGGGCUGGAACUGGGCAUUCCCUUAUGCUUGGAGACCCUAUGAUUCUGCUUCGUGCCGUCGGAGCAGCUGAGUACGCUAACAGCAAAGGUCGUCUGGCGGAAUUUUGCGAGGAAAAUGGCAUUCGACUGAAAGCUGUAAAGGAAAUCCGUAAGCUGCGAGUUCAACUUACCAACGAGGUAAAUGCCAAUCUUAAAGAUCUAAAUCUAACCGUAAAUCCGGCCAUGCCACCACCAACCGACAUUCAAGCGAAGCUGUUGCGUCAAUUGAUGCUGAUUGGCAUGGCUGACCAAAUUGCCCGCAAAGUACCGGAGUCCGAAAUUAAGCUUAAGGCCGAUCGUAUCAAAUACAAGCACGCCUACAAUCUACCCAACAUGGAGGACCCCGUCUUUAUGCAUUCGAGUUCCGUACUGCGCAAACGGGAUCCCGAGUGGGUGUGCUUCCAAGAGGCGUACGAAACGGUGGAAGGUGGCAAUGCCAAAAUGUUCAUUCGCGGCAUCACGGCCAUCGAACCGGAAUGGUUGGUACAGCUGAUACCCAAGUACUGCAACAUUGUUCGCGUGUUGGACGAACCCGAACCGGCGUACCGUUUGGACGAAGAUACCAUCGUUUGUUGGGUGCAAGCUACGAUUGGCAAGGCCGGAUGGCAACUGCCACCGGCGGAGGUGGACAUGCCCAAGGAUACUUCCCGCUGCCAAUACUUCACCAAAUUCCUGCUCGCCGGGGUAGUUUAUCCAAAACUGAAGCAGUUCAGAAAAUCGCUGCUUUCCUCACCCGAAUCAGUACUGAAGUCGUUUUCGUCGUCAAUUCCGCGAAUUACCACCUUUGUGAGAACGCUCCAGCAAAACGAAGUUUACGACCGAAGUCGCCUGGAAGAGCUAUGGAAGACGGAUAAGAACUUUCUACUUUCAGAGUACCAGCAAUUUUUGCCCAUAUCCUGUCAUGCGGAUGUUGAGAAACUUUGGCCUCCCGUUGAUUGAAAGGUAACUUUAUUAUGUUUUAUGUACAUAAAUGUUUCAGUACGACACGUGAAAA